AUGCAAGAACAAAGUUACGAUGAUAUCAUUUCCAAAUGGAAUUCCGGAAAUGAUAUUAUCAAAAUGUUGCUUACUGAUAAAAUUCAAGAUUUAAAGGAACAAAUUGAAAUGUUAGAAAUGGGACAAAGACAUUUAAGUGCUGGAAAUAUUGCAUGUGCAAAUCAAAUGAGAGAUCGAAAGCAAUUUGUAGAACAAAUGAUUGCUUUACUAGAAUAUAAAGAAAUUAUCGCCAAUACGCAAAUUCCGGAAAUUAGCUAUUCGCUUGCAUCCGGAACAAAUGGUGCUAUAAAAUUAAAUGGAAAGGAACUUACACUUUUGAAUUUGCUACAUUUGCUAAUAAAUCCGACGAUAAAUUUCAAAGAAAAUAACAAAAUUCGUAGUAGGAAAUUAAAAAUUGCUUUGGAAAAUGGAAUAAAAGUGAUAAAAGAUUCAUCAUUUCGGAUUAUUGGUCAUUAUACAGGUCAUGACAUCAAAUGCUUGCUUGACCGUGUUCGAAAUUGUCAACUAUUAGCCAAUAUGCCAUCUUGGUUGGAAAAUAUGAUUGUCAUUCAACAAAUGUCAUUUAUAGCACCAGCACGAGCUGUUACUAAUUCUGCUUCAUGUUUUGCUAUUGGUAGUAGUAGCAGUAGUAGCAAAUCGAAUUGUAGUUCCAUUGACACAGAUAGCAAUGUUGAUCAAAUUGAUAAAUAUUCUGAUACAAUGAAUUUUACAGAUGAAAAUUAUAAAAUUACUAAAAAGCCAAAUUAUUGCAAUGAUAAUGAAAUAUUAAAAGCUAACAGUGAAUCGUUAUCAACAAAUAGUGGACAACAAAUGACAACAAUUAAUAGUACGUUUGAAGUAAAUAUUAUAUCAAUGGAGAAUCAGUGCUCUGAUAUGAUAUCAUCAGAUCCAGCAGUUGAAAUUAAAAUAUUUAAACCAUUUGAUAAAGUCGAGGAGCUGCUUCGAAAAAGGCAAAAUAGUCAGAAGAAGCGAUAUCUGCAACUAAUGCGCUGGAGACAAGAAUUGAAAUCAGGAAAUGCACUUGUUGAGCAUUAUGUGCGUACUGAUUACAAAUUAAUUGAAGCAAAAGCUCAAUUAGAUUUAUUGAAUGAAUUAGUUGAUACAUUUUAUGAUGAUAUGAUAAGAUUGAAGGAAGUGAUAGUGGAACAAAGAGAGAAUGAUCAGAAAGAAUUUACAAAAAGAAUGGUGGAUAUUAUACAGUACAAAGAGAUUGUCAAAUGGUUACAACAACCAAAAAUAAGAGAAGCUUUUUGUGAUGGAACUAAUAAAGCUAAGGUAUUGAAUGAGGAAGAAAUGUUACUUUUGAAAUCAUUACGUGAAGUGAUUAAUCCAAGAAUAAGUUCGUAUAAUUAUGAAAAAAUUUGGAAACGUGUACUACGUGAUGCUGCUAAAUUAGGCAUGAAAUUAGACAGUGAUGAAGAUGAAAGAGCUAUUGGUAUAAUUAUUAAAUUGAAUUUAUUAAAGUGA
Molecule: messenger RNA, 1467 nt
Organism: Brugia malayi
Lineage: Eukaryota; Metazoa; Nematoda; Chromadorea; Rhabditida; Onchocercidae
Gene: Bm793
Exons: 12
Coding region: 1-1467 (488 amino acids)
Source: RefSeq, a predicted model, not a curated record